Molecule: messenger RNA, 2085 nt
Organism: Cucurbitaria berberidis CBS 394.84
Lineage: Eukaryota; Fungi; Ascomycota; Dothideomycetes; Pleosporales; Cucurbitariaceae
Product: ARM repeat-containing protein
Exons: 2
Coding region: 1-2085 (694 amino acids)
Biological process (GO): endonucleolytic cleavage to generate mature 5'-end of SSU-rRNA from (SSU-rRNA, 5.8S rRNA, LSU-rRNA); ribosomal small subunit export from nucleus; endonucleolytic cleavage in ITS1 to separate SSU-rRNA from 5.8S rRNA and LSU-rRNA from tricistronic rRNA transcript (SSU-rRNA, 5.8S rRNA, LSU-rRNA)
Cellular component (GO): nucleolus; preribosome, small subunit precursor; 90S preribosome
Molecular function (GO): RNA binding
Source: RefSeq, a predicted model, not a curated record
AUGCCCAAGGAACACAAGAAGCGCGGUCGUCGCGAAGAGGAGAAGAAGCGCAAGCGGGACGUCGACGACGAUACAACCUCCAAGAGACACAAGAACGAAGAUGUCGACGAGCACAUCCCAGAUGCUGAGGCGUUCCAGCAGGAAGCCACCGAUGGCGUCACUCCCGCCGCCCUGCCCUUCUAUGGCAUGCUCGACGACGAUGAGCAGGAGUACUUCAAGCGCGCCGAUGAAAUGCUCGAGCUAAACCAGUUCGACGAUGCAGAGGCGCGCACUCUAUUCCUCGAAAGUGUAUACAAGGAAGCAGACGGGAAAGAACUCAAGAUUGCGAACAGUCAGUCGUGCUCGCGCCUGCUCGAGCGUCUGAUCCUGCUCUCUACGCCAGACCAGCUGAAAGGACUGUUCCAAAAGUUCAGUGGACACUUCCUCAAUCUCGUACAGCACCGUUUCGCCUCGCACUGCUGUGAAGCCCUCUUCCUACAAGCUGCGCCCGUUGUCACGCAAGAACUUGCCAAACCCGAUUUGCAGACCCCUCCAUCCUCUGACCCCGACCAAGUCUUCGUCUCUAUGGAGAAUCUGUUCCUCUAUACCCUGAAUGAGCUGGAGGGAUACGUAGGCUUCCUGAUGACGGAUCGCUUUGCCUCACACGUACUACGAGUGUUGCUCGUCAUCUUCUCUGGGUCACCACUAGAAAAGCAGACCAAAUCCGUCAUGCAGAGCAAGAGGAAAGAAAAGGUUGGCGUCGCAGGCUCUGAGAAGGGGCAAGACUUGGUACUAGAGAAACGGACUGUGCCGCAGUCGUUCCUGCGAGCCCUAGAAAAAGUCAUCAACGACAGCGUGUCAGGAUUUGAGCCACACUACCUGCGUUCGCUUUCUACACACCCCUUGGGCAACCCGACUCUACAACUACUCCUCAAACUAGAACUAUCACAUUUUGGCAAGUCAAGAGCCAAGGACGAGAAGUCGAUCAUCCAUAGGCUAUUACCCGAUGACCCAAUUGCAGAAGGAACAGAGAGCGCCUCAUUCAUCAACGGUCUCGUCUACGAUCCUAUCGGUUCGCGACUGCUGGAAACCAUCAUCGAGAACGCCCCUGGCAAGCUGUUCAAGUCCAUUUACGGGGAGUUCUUCAAGGAGCGAAUGGGCAGUUUGGCGCGCAACGAAAUCGCUGGAUACGUAGCUGGAAAGAUACUCGAACGACUGGGCAAAGAUGAUCUGGAAGAGGCUAUGCGUCAGAUUGUGGACCAAAUACCAAACUUGGUCGAGCGCAACAGAACAUCCAUUAUCAAAACUCUUAUCGAGCGAUGCAUGGCUCGGGAAGUAGACACAUCUCCGAUCAAAGCGCAACUCGAGACCGCUUACGGUGGUUCCAACGGCUUCGAGGUCACACGAAUCCUCAAACUCAGUGGGGAAGACGCAAAGCCCAAUGGCAAACAGGAACACUCGCCGGAAAAGGUUCAUGGGUCUCUCCUAGCGCAGACUAUGAUGUUAGUGGAAGGACCCCUGGGCAGCCUUGUCUUUGACUCUCUCGCCAAUUUAUCACCUGAACUCUCCAUCCAAAUAGCUCGCGAUCCCACAGCAUCACGUACACUCCAAGCAGCAUUGACCUCCAAGAACGCUUCAGUCAUCUUCCGUCGGAAAAUGAUACAACAGUUCUACGGCAAAGUCGGUGAACUCGCACUUGAUCCCGCCGCAUCGCGCGUUAUCGAUGCCAUAUGGGAUGGCACCCACGGCCUAGCCUUCAUCCGCGAACGUAUCGCCGAAGAGCUCGCUGAAAACGAGAACUCACUGCGUGAAUCUUUUGUCGGUCGUGCCGUCUGGCGAAAUUGGAAGAUGGACCUUUACAAGCGUAACCGAUACGACUGGGUCAAGCAGUCACGCUAUACUGCUGGGAACGACGGAUUUCAGUCUUUUCCAGAGAGCAAUACGGCAACAUCGCCACAGAACCAGCACAACCACAGAUCUGGCAGACAAAUGACAGCCAUCGAACUCGCAAGGCAAAAACACGCUGCGUCCAAAGCGGCUGGAGCGAAGAGGAAGGAAGCCCUAGCGAAAAAGGACGGUAAAAGGGAUGGGAGGGGAGAGUUGUGA